CCUACGUUCCUGGAUCCGGAGCCUCAUUGCUCUUACCUUUCGUGAGCCUCAACCUCUUUGCCGUCAAAUUGUUGUUGUUUGACGUUCCUGGAUCCUUCUUACGUUCCUGCUUCCUUCCUAUGUUCCUGGAUCCUGAGCCUCAUUGCUCUUACCUUUCGUGAGCCUCAACCUCUUUGCCGUCAAAUUGUUGUUGUUUGACGUUCCUGGAUCCUUCUUACGUUCCUGCUUCCUUCCUAUGUUCCUGGAUCCUGAGCCUCAUUGCUCUUACCUUUCGUGAGCCUCAACCUCUUCGCCUCAUUGUUUGACGUUCCUGGAUCCGUCAUACGUUCCUGCUUCCUUCCUACGUUCCUGGAUCCGGAGUGACAGACGUCGCAUCAUAGACACAGAUAAAGUGCACGGAAUUUUUGUCGAUAUACGGUGUUUUUUCAACUGUUCUGUCGUCUUACAAGUUGUCAACUUAUCAAACGAGAUAAUGAAGAAGACAACCAACUUCUUUCCCGGAAAGACUAUGGUGUCUUUCAGGAAGGGUCCAUCAGGUCAUCUGCGGCAGGAUCCCUCUGACGAGGCCAUGCGGAUCAAAAAGAACCCUUCUCUUGAGGACAAGUCUCCCCCUCAGAGACAUGACCUUGUGAAGACCAAUGCUCUCACUGUGGUCUUUGAGCGGGGAGGGGAUGUGUCUGACCGACUGGAGGUGAUGGGGGAGUAUGUGCUGCAGUUUGGCAAGUACAAGGGUAAAUUGUUUAGGUGGCUCCUGGAAAAUGAUGUUGGCUACACCAUCUACCUGAUGAAAAAGGUAGAGGAGGAGGAGAGAGAUGGGACCUUCAACCCUCAGGGACACAACAAGGACAGCCUGCUGUCAUUUCUGGACUAUGCCAGGAGCUUCCAGGAAAUUAGGGACCUCAGGGAGUAUCUAGCUUCCAGGCUGCCUGCGCCACCAGUGGCAUCAGAGGGUGACAAUACUGUCGGCUUUGGAGCCAGGGCAAAGGACACCUGGAGGCAGAUCUGGGAGAGCAGGGCAGACGGAUAUGCUGCCUUCAUCGUAGGAGUAAAGUGCAUCAAAAACAGCAAGAUGUACAACCUGCAGCAGUACAUCCUCAAGCAGCAGAGGGCUGAGUCUGGGGAGUCCUGUCCACCACCUGCAGGAGUCUCCACUACAUCAGCUGCCCCUACACCGCCUACAUCUAGCAUUCUAGCGAUGGAGGAAGACGAGGAGUUGGAGAGGGGGAUGCUGAAUCUGUCUCCCUGUAAAUUUGCCACUGAACUAAGACCAGCAGCAUUCUCCAGAGCCCGGCUGUGUCUCCACCAACAGGUUUUUCUCCAUCGGUCCAGGCUGAAGGCCCCGCUGCCAGCCCCUUCUACCUCCUCAGCUCAGAUGAUAUGUGGACUUCAGCAUGUGGAGCCAGGCUGUCGUCAUGUUGUGUUAAAUUGUGACAAGCACAGGGUACAGCCCAACAUCCCAGCUGCUGUAGCUAUGGAGACCAAGGAUCACUGCCCUGCUGCUUUGGUGGCCACAGACUCUCAGGAGACCAGUGAAGAUCCAGUUGGAGUGGUGCUGAUCACACAGCUGGAGUGGUCUUUCAGCAGGGCUCCGGUCCCAGCGGUCCCAGCACACAGCUGCUACCAGAGGCAGUCUUUCAUGGAUACAGGUCAUUCAAAUGACCUACCUACCAUCCUCCUACAGACCAGGUAA
Perca flavescens (yellow perch) is the source of this 1690-nucleotide messenger RNA. RefSeq lists its product as uncharacterized. NCBI's taxonomy places the organism in Eukaryota, Metazoa, Chordata, Actinopteri, Perciformes, Percidae. The coding region runs from base 473 to 1690 and encodes 405 amino acids. The record is from RefSeq and is a predicted model, not a curated record. The transcript is spliced from 10 exons.